UCGAAUGAGCCCCUCCCGGACUUCAUUCAGAGAAUGCAGGACUAUACAGCCGCACUCACCCAGGUCAAGGAACAGCAAGAGGCUGCCGCAGCCGAAAGACUACGGCUAGCAGAGGAAGCUGCAGCACAAACCCGGCGUCAAGCCGAGGCAGACCGGUUGGCGAUCGAUCAGCUCAACGCCGGCAGCGCUGAACUUGUAAGUGCUAACCAAGCACAAUGGACAGCGGUGCUCAACGGGAUGCGUUAUGUCCCGGUACCCGGCAGCGAGCCGACAACAGUACAGCAGGAGAGGCAAGACCUGGCAGAUAUUCUACUCCAUACAAUGCGCGCCAUCAUUUGGAACAGCACCAUGGGGGAGCUGCAUUUCCAGUCCACACUGCAGCUGCAGCACGAUCUGAGCCACAUCGUGAAGAUACUUGCAGCAGCUGUCAAGGUCACAGACAACCAGCUGAAACAGCUAGAUGCACACAUUGCUACCUUGGAGGCAAGGCCUCCCCAAGCAGCGCCAGGCUGCACGACAGAUAUGACAGACAUGACGAAGCAGCUCAAUGGGCGCAUCGAUCAUGUCGUCAAUCUCAGCGGCGACAUAGGUGUUUUCAAUGGGCCGGACACGAUCAGUAGCACGGUGGCCGCCAUCAAGACGGACAUCACCAAGCUGCUGACGAAACCGGACGCCGCCACGAAGAAUUACAAGAUGCCACACUUCGACAUCAGCAAGUUCGACGACCACAACAAGACGGACGCUUUGGCAUGGUGGCAACGUUUCCUCACGGAAGCAUCAUGCCGCACUGUCCCGGCCGACGACAUGAUGAAGGCGCUAUACUUACAACUGAUUGGAGGAGCGCAGGCAUGGAUGAACCAUCUGGCGACUACCCAAAAAUGCACCAUCGCCGAACUCCACACGCACCUCACGUGGAAAGAGUUCGAGAAGCUAUGGUUCACCCGGUUCAUGGUCCUCAACGUCGUGAAGGCGGCCAUGAACGAGGUGUACACCUGCUCUCAAGGGAGUAUGCCAACUCGAGACUGGACAACCAAGUGGCAGAAGAUAGUGACCACGCCAGGCUUCGAUUUGAGUUUUCCUAAUCAACGAUCCGAGUUCUUCUCGCGAUCGUGCGCAGGAUUGCGGUCGGCACUCGGUAACGAGUACGACUAUACCUUGUUCCAGGCUAUCCUGGAUCGCGCAAACCUGGUCAUCCAAACGGACGACAAGGCCGCUAACGAGAAACAAUCCCAGCCGCAUUAUGUGGCUAAGCAGGGCUAUCAACGUCCGGCACAUAACAAUGUCGUGAUUUCUGAAGAAACAGACGAUCUCCACGCUGCAGCAGCAGCAUCGAGUGAUGGAGGAAUUGUAGCAGCGCUCCCGCCGAAGCGUCCCAAGAGAGUUCGGAAGAACAAGGCGACACAAGAGACGGCAUCGACAGGAACUGGGCAGCAGCCAUGGACGGCUUACAAGAUAACCAGGGAUGUCUAUGACCUUCGUCAAAAGUACAGAUACUGCCUUUGGUGCAACGGCGUCAUGCAUUUGACUGCACAAUGCCCCGAAAAGGGCAAGACACGCGUACCCCCCAAGUACAAAGCGAAUCUCGACAAGUGCGAAUUCGCCAAGCAAGAGCUUGAGUACUUGGGUCAUUUUGUCACGCCAAAAGGCAUUCGUCCCUUAGCGGACAAGAUCCAAGCCAUCGUGGAUUGGCCGGAACCCCGUUGCACGACGGAUGUACGCUCUUUCAUGGGUUUGGCUGGAUAUUAUCAGCGAUUCGUCGAGUCAUACUCGAAAGUGGCUGCUCCUUUGUCGAGACUUCAGUCCCCGAAGRUGCCCUUCGAGUUCGACGACGCAGCCCGUGGCGCGAUCACUACGUUGAAGGCGGCAAUGCAAGCCGCACCUGCCCUCCGUAUAUAUGACCCCACCCUUCCCACCCAAGUGACUACAGACGCUUCGGGAUACGGUAUUGGUGCGGUGUUGGAACAGUGUCACGUGGACGGUUGGCAUCCGGUCGAGUACUUCUCCCAAAAGGUGCCUCUCGUAAACACUCUCGACGACGCUAGGAAGAAAGAGCUACUCGCGUUCGUCACCGUUCUCAAACGGUGGCGCCACUUUCUUCUCGGCCGUCGGCGUUUUAAAUGGAAUACGGACAACAAUCCGUUGACCUUUUACAAAACGCAGGAUACGGUCACUAGCAUGAUCGGUCGAUGGAUGUAUUACAUCGACCAGUUCAACUUUGACCCGUGCCACAUCCCCGGUCCCGCCAAUCGAGCUGCGGACGCCCUCUCACGACGGCCCGACUUUUGUGCCAUUGUGACCACGGCAUUCGACCUCGAUGACGAUCUSCAGCCGCAUUUCGUCAAAGGCUACAAGUCCGACCCGACUUACUCUACGCGGAGCUUUCAUCGGAUCACCCGCCGGCUAGCCACUAUCGGAUUUCCGACGGCGCCUGAGCUCGCACGACUCUUGCACACCGGUUGGAUUACCAACCAGGGUGUUCCGGAAGACAUAGUGAGCGACCGAGAUACUCGCUUCAUGUCGGCCUUUUGGACUUCCCUCAUGGCUGAGUCCGAUACGACAAUGAAGCCGAGCUCGUCUCGGCACCCGCAGACGGAUGGCCAGACGGAGCGAACGCACCAGACCGCUCAGAUGAUGUUGCGUACGCUCAUCCGUCCCGACCAAAAAGAUUGGGUUCACCGGCUUCCCGACAUCGAGUUCGCCUAUAACACUUCGGUGCAUCCGGCGAUCUGCAUCACACCAUUCGAGCUACAUCAUGGUGGAGAGAAAGCACGGAUCUUCGCUGAUCUCCUUUUGCCACAGGCUGCCGACAUAGACGUCCCUUGCUCUCCUGCUUCCGUUCGAAAGUACCGGGACUUGCUAAUCAAAGCCCGCGCGAAUAUGCAAAAGGCUCAGAUCCACAUGCAGCAGCAGGCUAACCGACGUCAACUUCCAUGUCCUUUCCGCGAGGGAGACCUUGUUUGGGUCCUCUCCGAGGAAUUUGCGCUCGAGCAGGACGUUUCGCGCAAACUCCUUCCGAAAUGGUUCGGACCAUGGGAAAUCACUUUUGUCGUUGGAGACGACCCCGCAGGUCCUUCCUUUGUGGUCAACAUUCCUCCGCACCUUCCAGUGCACCUUGUCUUCCACGCGUCGAAGCUGGCCAUCUACACGCCACCUUCCGCCGACGAGUUUCCCGGCCGUCGAUUACAGGAUCCGCCUUCUAUGGACGGACAUCAGGAAGUCGACCGAGUCAUCACGCAUCGCAAGUAUACCGAGUCAUCACGCAUCGCAAGUAUGGCAACAAGCCAAUGCAGUUCAAAGUCACAUUCAAGCAAUGUGCGCCCGAUGACACUCGAUGGAUCUCCAGUACAGAUUUGCAGACUUCUGCACCCCUUAUCUUCGCCAACUAUGAGAAGCGACGCCUUGCUAAGGAAGCAGCUCGUCCCGCCCGACCCAACCCGGUAUCGAACAGACAACUUCGCCCUCGCAGGUAGCUCGAUCUUUUAAGAGGGGGAGUGUGUUACAUCUUCGAUGCCACACGGGUCCUACCGGACCCGUCUUAGGGUUAGAGGGACAUAUUAGGGCCUAAAGG
Chara braunii is the source of this 3568-nucleotide messenger RNA. The record is from the annotation of a GenBank genome assembly. Lineage: Eukaryota; Viridiplantae; Streptophyta; Charophyceae; Charales; Characeae.